AUGGCGAGUAGUAGCGGCGCCGGGGCGGCUGCGGUGGCAGCGAACCUGAAUGCGGUGAGAGAAACCAUGGACGUUCUGCUUGAGAUUUCAAGAAUUCUGAAUACUGGCUUAGAUAUGGAAACUCUGUCUAUUUGUGUACGGCUUUGCGAGCAAGGAAUUAACCCAGAAGCUCUGUCAUCGGUAAUUAAGGAACUUCGCAAGGCCACUGAAGCACUAAAGGUUGGACACUCCUAUUAG
Orycteropus afer afer is the source of this 237-nucleotide messenger RNA. NCBI's taxonomy places the organism in Eukaryota, Metazoa, Chordata, Mammalia, Tubulidentata, Orycteropodidae. The record is from RefSeq and is a predicted model, not a curated record.